Quercus lobata is the source of this 1896-nucleotide messenger RNA. Its product is annotated as receptor-like protein 15. Bases 92 to 1750 code for a protein of 552 amino acids. NCBI's taxonomy places the organism in Eukaryota, Viridiplantae, Streptophyta, Magnoliopsida, Fagales, Fagaceae. The record is from RefSeq and is a predicted model, not a curated record. Gene Ontology annotation, molecular function: protein binding. The transcript has a single exon.
AAGAUUGGAGGUUCUUAUUUUAAAAAAUAACUCUUUCACAGGGUCUUUCUUGGUGCCAUAUGAGCAUUAUCUUCAUCCCAACAUUAAGGAGAUGGAUAUUUCAAGUAAUUGCUUGCAAGGACCAAUUCCUACCAACUUCGGCUUGAUUUUUCCAAAUUUAGAGUAUUUAGACCUCUCCAACAAUGCAUUUCAAGGUAGUAUUCCUUCUUCUUUUGGGAAUUUGGUUUCCUUGUGGGGUUUAGACUUGUCUAAAAAUAAUUUAUCAGGAACAAUGCCAGUGCAUUUCACAAUGGGUUGCUACUCCCUAGAUUUUCUCAAAUUGUCGUAUAAUAAUUUCAAUGGCCAAAUAUUUCCUACUAAUUUUAAUUUGACUAAUUUGGGAUAUUUAUAUUUGGACAACAAUCACUUCUCAGGAAAGAUCCCAAAUAGCAUCUCAAUGAUGAUUAAUGGUCGCAUAAUUGAUUUUAGUAAUAACAAUUUGUUAGGCAUGCUUCCAAUGUGGAUGGGGAACAUGUCAUAUUUAACGAGAAUUAUUAUGGCCAAUAAUCAACUGGAAGGUCCUAUUCCAAUCGAGUUAUGCAGACUCAUUUAUCUUGAAUUUUUUGAUCUCUCAAAUAACAAUUUGUCUGGCUUUGUUCCAUCUUGCUUCAAUUCAUCACGCAUCAAGUUCUUUCAUCUGAAUAAAAAUUUGUUUAGUGGCCCAAUUCCGAAUGUAUUCCAAAACAACUCCAAUUUGGUUACAUUAAAUUUUCGAGAUAACUACCUAAGUGGAAGAAUUCCCGAUUGGAUCGGGAGUGUCUCAUCAUUGAGCAUUCUCCUUUUGGGAGCAAAUCAUUUAGAAGGUAGGAUUCCAAUUCAACUAUGCCUUUUGCAAAACUUAAACUUGUUGGAUCUUUCCUACAAUAAACUUUUUGGUCCAAUACCCCAUUGCUUAAGUAAUUUUACAUUUGAGGCAUCAGAUCAUGAUUUUAGUUUGGGAGGUCCUUCAGACAUUAAUAUUGGUGGUCAACCAGUGACAAGGGACAGUUAUGCGUAUCAAGGGCAAGAAAUUGAAGUCCUUGUUCGUGUGGAUUCGAAACAAGAGGUGGAGUUCACAACAAAGAGUAGAACUUACUCCUAUAAGGGAGACAUUCUGAACUACAUGUCUGGAGUUGACCUCUCAUGCAACAGGUUAGCAGGUGAAAUACCACCCGAACUUGGAAGGACAAGCAACAACUUACGUGCAAUGAACUUGUCACACAACAAUCUAACUGGACCAAUCCCCACAACGUUCUCAAAUCUGAAGCAAAUGGAGAGUUUGGAUCUUUCCUACAAUAAUUUAAAUGGUAGAAUCCCUCCUCAAUUGACAGAAUUGACCUCUUUGGCAGUCUUCAGUGUGGCAUACAACAACUUAUCAGGUAAAACACCAGACAUAAAAAAUCAAUUCAUUACUUUUGAUGAAAGCAGUUAUGAGGGGAACCCUCUUUUGUGUGGACCUCCAUUGCAUAAUGAUUGCACCAAGAUUGGACCACCAUUUACAACACCAAUGGAUUAUAAGGAGGAAGAAGGUGGUAAUUUCUUGGACAUGAGUAUCUUCUACAUAAGCUUUGUGGUGGCUUACAUAACAGUAUUGUUGGGAAUUGUUGCAGUUCUCUACAUAAAUCCUUACUGGCGUAGGGCAUGGUUUAGCCUCAUUGAAGUGUGCAUUGACACUUGCUACUGUUUUGUUGUGGUUCAUUACCGUAAAUUGCUCAAGUUUAGGCUUGCAUAGCCGUGCAUUUUACAUGUACGUGUGUCUCUUCUUGUUGGAUCCUGGAUCCAAACUUUGAAUUUUUAAUACUGUGUUGUGUAAGGCUUGUAUUUUGUUGUGGAAAUCAAACAAAUCGACAGACUUUUUUUUGUUUUCUUACUUUUUUU